Mytilus trossulus (common blue mussel) is the source of this 841-nucleotide messenger RNA. RefSeq lists its product as uncharacterized. The record is from RefSeq and is a predicted model, not a curated record. NCBI's taxonomy places the organism in Eukaryota, Metazoa, Mollusca, Bivalvia, Mytilida, Mytilidae. The transcript is spliced from 4 exons. Bases 113 to 841 code for a protein of 242 amino acids.
CACUGGUUCGAUGCCACUGUUGGCGGACGUUUCGUCCCCGAUGAAAUCAUCAGCCGAGUAGUCAGCAAUUCGGUGAUGUCAUGGAUAUCAAUUAUAUGUAUGUGAGGAAACGAUGUCUAAACACACACAGCCAAAGCGUAUCCUGCUAAACGACCCGGAUGUAGUUGGCCAACGCUUAUUACAUAUUGAAACCUUACUACGGGACUUGCAGGUGAAGUAUUCCAACCAAGAAGCAGUAAUAACGUCUUUACAACAUGAAUUGGCCGAUGAAAAGUUAAAACACGAACAGAGUCUUCAAAGCCAUGGAUCAACAUAUAUUCGAUGGGGAAGAAAUGACUGUUCCAUUCAAAAUACAGAACUCAUAUAUAAAGGUUAUGCUGCAGGAGAAAAGUAUUCAUACAGUGGAAGUUAUAAAGGUGGAGCUUCAAAUAUGCUGUGCCUCCCAGAUGACCCAGAGCUCAGUAAUAAAACAGCCUCAACUAAUAGCCAAAUCUUCGGAACUGAAUUUGGAGAAAACUACCUCGUAACUGGUGCUUUAAAUGAAGACGUAUCAUGUGCCUUAUGUAGAAGCACCAACACGUCAUCAACAGUGAUGUUUCCAGGACGAAAAACUUGUUAUGCUGGUUGGAAAGAAGAAUACAAUGGAGUUUUAGCGUCCAGUGCCUACAGUCACAAUCCUUCACCUUACAUUUGCGUUGAUACUCAUCCUGUUUAUGUAAAUGGAGGUCAAAGAAGUAACGACGAACAUUACUUGUACAUCUCAAAUUUAAAAUGUGGAUCGAUACAAUGUCCUCCUUACACAGACAAUGUUCAGGUGAACUGUGUGGUAUGCUCUAAAUAA